AGGGGAGGGGGGCGACCCCCCGUGCUACGAACUGCUACGCGGCUACGAACCCGCUACGAGCGCCAAGCCCAAGCCAGACGACUCUCGGUGCUCGACAGUGUUUGUUUGUGCCAUUUUUUGCUAAGUAAAUAAUUUAUUCAGCAGCCAUGGCAGAGGAGGCGGUGAAGCUCUACCCCAACUGUGACCCCACGGUGUGGCUGCGGUCCUGCGAAGAGGAGGUCAACGACCCUGUCGAGGGUACCGUCACAGGAGAGAUCCCCGCGUGGCUGAACGGGUGCCUGAUCCGCAACGGGCCGGGCUCGCUCAAGGUCGGAGACAUGACCUUCAGGCAUCUCUUCGACAGCGCCGCCCUGCUGCACAGGUUCAGCGUGUCGGGCGGCGGCUGCUCGUACCAGUGCCGCUUCCUGCGCUCGCGCACGUUCCAGCGCAACCGCGCCGCCGCGCGCAUCGUCGUCACCGAGUUCGGCACGCGCGCCGCGCCCGACCCCUGCCACACCAUCUUUGACAGGGUCUCAGCACUGUUCCGGCCUGGUGAAUCCAUGUCAGACAACGCCAUGAUCUCCGUGUACCCAUUCGGAGAUGAGCUGUAUGCAUUCACCGAAGGACCAGUCAUUCACAGGAUUGAUCCAGUGACCCUGGACACGUGUGAGAGGAAGAAUCUGAUGGAAAGCAAUGUGGCUCUCGUCAACCACACAUCCCAUCCUCACGUCAUGCCAAAUGGUGAUGUCUUCAACGUGGGCAUGUCCGUCGUAAGGGGAAGAAUACGGCAUGUUGUGGUUAAGUUUCCUUUCGUCGAAAAAGGAGAUAUGUUUGAGAAUGCACAAAUAGUUGGCAGUAUAAAACCACGCUGGGCCCUUCAUCCAGCCUACAUGCACACUUUUGGAGUGACCGCCAACUACUUCGUGAUAGUGGAGCAGCCUCUGACAGUGUCGCUGUGCGCCCUGGUGCGCAACCAGCUGCAGGACAAGCCGCUCGCCUCCAGCCUCAAGUGGUUCGCUGAUCAGGAGACGCACAUAGUUCUCAUCAGCCGCGCGGACGGCACGGAGCACAAGCGUUACCGCACGGAGAGCCUGUUCUUCCUACACAUCGUGAACGCGUACGAGCUGGGCGACGAGCUGGUGCUGGACCUGUGCACCUACCGCGACCCGCAGGUGCUCAACGCCAUGUAUGUGGAUGCUAUGGAGAACAUGCAGAGCAACGCAGACUACGCGGAGUGGUUCCGCGGACGGCCCAAGCGGCUGCGGCUGCCGCUGCAGGCGCCGCGCCUGGCGCCCGUCGCCGCCACGCUGCUGGCCGACGUCGGCUGCGAGACGCCCACCAUACACUACGCAAUGUGCAAUGGACGACCCUACCGCUAUUUCUACGCAAUCAGCUCCGAUGUGGAUGCGGAAAAUCCGGGAACCCUGAUAAAAGUGGACACUAAAACUGGGGAGAUGAAGACUUGGUGCGAAAAGAACUGCUACCCCAGUGAGCCCGUGUUUGUGCCUGCCCCCGGUGGCACGGAAGAAGACAGCGGCGUCCUCCUCUGCGCGCUGGUGUGGGGCGGCGCGCGCGACCGCGAGACCGGGCUGCUGGUGCUGAGCGCCGCCUCCAUGGAGGAGCUGGGCCGGGCCGUCUUCGCCACGCCCUCGCCCGCGCCCAAGUGCCUCCACGGCUGGUUCCUGCCGCAGCAUACUUAGAGUGUAGUGGGAUUAAAGGAUUUGAUUUGUUAAGGCCAAUCCAGGUUCUGGAUUGUAGGAUGCGUUGAGGCUGGUGAGAGGCAGUAGAAAAUGGUAUGUCUGUUUAGAAAUAGUGGUUCAGCAUCGAAUUAACGCGUUUUUCGUAAGUUUGUACCUAGGUAAAAAAAUGGCAAGAAUGAGCCGAUCAAGUUUUUUCAGUUAGAAAAUUAUAUAUUAGUUAGACUAGUUAGUUAUACCAACCUAUCUAAAAUAAUACAAUAUUUAUAUUAGGUAUUAUGUAUUAAUCAUGUGAAUAGCAGAUCGGAGAUAGUUAUAACUAAGUAGGUUUUUAUUUUUAGAAAGUAAGAAUUUGUCGCACUUGAUCACCAAAAUAACGUAAGAAGGUUAGGGUAGGGUACCUACCUACCUUACCUUCAAUUUU
Molecule: messenger RNA, 2100 nt
Organism: Plutella xylostella (diamondback moth)
Lineage: Eukaryota; Metazoa; Arthropoda; Insecta; Lepidoptera; Plutellidae
Gene: ninaB
Product: neither inactivation nor afterpotential B
Biological process (GO): carotene catabolic process; retinal metabolic process
Molecular function (GO): beta-carotene 15,15'-dioxygenase activity; carotenoid dioxygenase activity
Source: RefSeq, a predicted model, not a curated record